Mya arenaria is the source of this 539-nucleotide messenger RNA. RefSeq lists its product as uncharacterized. Bases 28 to 471 code for a protein of 147 amino acids. NCBI's taxonomy places the organism in Eukaryota, Metazoa, Mollusca, Bivalvia, Myida, Myidae. The record is from RefSeq and is a predicted model, not a curated record. Gene Ontology annotation, molecular function: calcium ion binding. The transcript has 5 exons.
GUUGCCAUUUCUGUCGCAAUCUUAAACAUGGAAAGACUUGUUGUGCUUCUGGCUACUGCGGGAUUGGCGCUUGGGGCCAACACUGCUUGCUUGACUGUCGAUGAAAUAGUAGACGCGAUAUAUAUGUCGGCGGACACUGACAUGGACGGCAUCCUAAGUAUGCAAGAGUUCUCUGUGACGCUUCAGAACGAUUGGGGCAUCGCACCGGGUGGGGCAGGUCUCACCAUCAGCGAGUUCACAAACCUGUGGGUUACAAACUAUCAUGAUUCGCACUCGACGGCCCACGAUUUUGCUGUAAACCUCGACAUUAACAACGACAAGCACAUUACUGACGUCGAUAUGAAUACAUACGUCGGCAUCUAUGACGCGAACAUGGACGGACAGUUUACUAAAGAGGAGUUCCUUACCUUCAUGCACGCCGUCCACCCCGACCCACACAAUUCAGGAGGACAGGCACAUGGUUGUCACUGAGGCCUGCCUGACAUUAUGUAGUUCAAUGCAAUUGAAAGGAGAAGUAAAUAAAUGUGUUAUGAAGAGAA